UCGACGACGAAAUGAGAGCAAUCAGUAGCCUUCGAGCAGUCUACCACAGAAGUGCACGAUGAGAUUUCUGAUUGUCGCCGCCGCCGUCCUCGCCUGCGCCGCAGCCGCGCCCUCCGGCGCCCUGCUGGCCGGGCCCUACGCCCAUGGCUACGCCGCCCCCCUGGCAGUGGGCCACGCCGCCCCCCUGGCCCUGGCCCACGCCGCCCCCUUGGCUCUGGCGCACGCUCCAGUAGCCGUGGCCCACGCUGCGCCCGCCUUGCCCACCAUUUCCCCCGGAGACAUCCACGCCGCCGCCAUCGAUGCCCACGUUGACGCCUCAGACCACGCCCGCGCCGCCGUCGACGCCGCCCGCGAAGCCCACGACCAGCACGCCGAGCUCCACGGCCAGGCCGUCAACGCCGCCGAAGACCACUCAUGGCAGGCGCUCGACGCUGUCAAGACCCAGGAGGCCCAGCUCGACGGCGCCGCCGCCGGAGCUGCCCCCAUCUUGGCUAAGCAGAUCGCUGGACACGCCGCCUACGCCGCGCCCGUCCUCGCUCAUGCCGCUCCCGUGGUUGCCCACGGCUACGCCGCCCACGCCGCGCCCGUGGUCGCGCACGGCUACGCCGCGCCCGCUGUAGCUUACGGCGCCAGCAAGACCGUCGUGUCCCAAUCCCUGUCCCAGUCCCACCCCGCCCCCGUCGUCCACGCUCCCCUCGUGGCCCACGCUCCCGUAGCGUACGCCCACGGCGUUCAUGGCCUUGCCCACGGAUACUCCCACGGAUGGUAAACUGUGAUAGCAAUUUAGAUACCAAAAAUAAUACUCAUUUUGGAUUGUACAUAAAUUAAUUAAAAAAACAAAUAUGCAAUAGACGCGAGGAUGUGUGAAUAAAUGAAAUAGUAAUUUAA
This is a messenger RNA of Ostrinia furnacalis (Asian corn borer), 888 nucleotides long. Its product is annotated as larval/pupal cuticle protein H1C-like. The record is from RefSeq and is a predicted model, not a curated record. Bases 59 to 769 code for a protein of 236 amino acids. Lineage: Eukaryota; Metazoa; Arthropoda; Insecta; Lepidoptera; Crambidae. The transcript has 2 exons.